AUGGCUCAACCUCAGUCGCAGGUACCGCCGCGGGCCUAUUCGCCGCCGCAGCCCACUCCGUCACCCGCGGGCUCUCAGUCAGCCUACGCGCUCCCACCUAAUAAGAGAGCUGGAGGCGCGUCGCAACCGGGCUCGCCAUAUCCUGUUUCUCCUUACGCCGCAAGCCCAGGUGCAGCAGGUAGCCCCCCAGUUACUGCGGGCUCCCCUGUGUAUGCGCAAACACCUCCAGUGCAGGGCGGUUACAACACACCUUAUGCAAACGGCCAAGCGACGCCUGUUGUUUAUAACGUUGCCGAAGCUCGAGCAGCGGCCGCCGCCGCUGCUGCUGCUGCUGCUGCAAACGCGACCAUUUCUCCGAUGCAACAACAUCAACAAAUCCCCGGCAUGUCAACAUACACGAAUGCAACACUCGCGCCUACUCUACGCCAAGGGCAGCAACAGAUGCAACAGAACGUCAUGGGUCCGCCUCAACGCCCUGCGGAGCGGCCGACAAAGGACUAUGAAUACGACGUUACCGAUUCGUUGGCGGGGACCGGUAUUGAUUUGCGCGCCGAGGAACAGUACAUGUCUGAACUUUACUCUAGUGCGAUGGAGAGAAGUCAAGAUGCGCGCACGGGAUUUGCUGUGCAUCCGCCGUCUGGUGCCAGUUCGUUUUACGGUGCAGGCCCUGCAAAUCAGCCCGCCGAAACGAUCAAGGAUCAAUCUCAGAAAGAAUAUGAGGCUCAAGCUGCGGAGCGGGCAUGGAAAGAGUCUGCUAUGAGAUUAGCAGCCCAAAGAACGCAGGAGAUUGCGAAUCCUUUUCUCCUUGUGGCUAUUAUGCAUCGGCGAGCGGAAAAGAUUGCGCAAGAGCAUCACCUCAACCUCAACCUCGAGCUUCGCAACAAUGCGUAUACGACGGGAAAAUUGCGCUAUCCCGAGCAAUUUCCAACGCCAUCCGUGAACGUCAAGACUCAGCCCGGGCCGGACUCGACAACGGUUAGCACCACGGGAUCAUUCAUACCCCACGACGCCUACUUGGUUGACCAGCUUGCGCUGCUAUCAAUAAGCACAAAGCAACGACUACGAGAACUCAUCGAGGACGCCAACACGAUUGCCCUUAACCGACAAAAGACGUCACAUGGCGAUGUACCAGAAGAGUGGGCGCCGGCCGCAGCGCCUAUGAACAAGGAGGUGCUCGAGGUUGUGGAUGCGCCCAACCAAGCGGGCAUCUCCGAGGCUGACGACGGUUCUCGGAAACGUCCUGCGGAUCAAACGAAUGGCGAUUUGAACACGAAACCUGCGAAAUUACCGAAAGUCUCUUCAUUCAUGACAAUCACGAUGCGUGAGCUGGCUAGACAAGAGCGCGACUGGGAAGAAGCCCGUUUGCGGAGAAGGCAAAAGCGAAAAGACGGCACAAUCGACACGGCCGGGACUAGUUCACGGGCAGGCAGCGUGGCUCCAGGAACACCGGGAACUGUUGCGCCAGAGUCCGACAAGGCGAUGACGAAGAAGGAGCAAAAGAAGAACCAGGCACUGAAGGCUGCCGAGGCCAACAGCCACGCGAACCAAAACAUGACGAGUAGCAUGUUCGCGGGUUUGGGAGGCAAGAGCGGCUUGUUUGGCAAGAGCAAACGCAAGACGUACGAUUGGAUGAAUGUUGGCCGAGGGGGCAGCGGCGUAAACACGCCUUCAAAGGGCACAGGCGACGGCGGGAAGACAAUAAAUGGCGUGGUGCAGGCAGGGCCCAACAAUAUGGCACUGACGACGGAAGGCAGAAACCGUCUCGGUACGUGGCGUGAGGACAAGGAGAAGGGGAGGAAUAUCCAGCUGCGCGACUGGAUCACAGUUCUAGAGCGGGAUGGACGAGAGGCAGUUGGGCAGAUAUGCUCCACGGCGUCCCCCAAGGGAAACCUGGAGCAAUGUGUGAAGCUUGUGGCCAAGGCUGCCGCCGGCGGCGCCAAAGUCCUCUUCCUCCCUGAAGCAUCGGAUUACAUUGCCCCGGACGCAAAGACGUCUCUGGAGCUAGCCCGGCCGCAGACGACCUCGCCGUUCGUCCUGGGCCUGCGCGCCGCCGCCAAGGCCCACGCCGUCGGCAUCCACGUCGGCAUCCACCACAUGCCGCCGCCGACCGCCGAAGACGCGGGCGGCGGGCGGCGGAUGGUCAACCGGGCGCUGUACAUCGCGCCCGACGGCGAGGUCGACGACGCCGCGACCUACGACAAGAUGCACGUCUUCGACUACGGCGAGCUACGGGAAAGCGCCACCGUGCGUCCCGGCUCCCGGCUCACGCCGCCGUUCGACACGCCCGUCGGCCGCGUCGGCAGCCUGAUCUGCUUCGACCUGCGGUUCGCGGAGACGGCGACGGCGCUGGCGCGGCCAGGCGCGCGGAGCGGGUGGCGCGCGCACCCGGCGCAGGUGCUGACGUACCCAAGCGCGUUCACGCUGCGCACGGGGACGGCGCACUGGGAGCCGCUGCUGCGCGCGCGCGCGAUCGAGACGCAGAGCUGGGUCGUGGCGGCGGCGCAGGUCGGACGGCACAACGAGCGAAGGGCGAGCUACGGGAGGAGCAUGGUCGUGGAUCCCUGGGGCCGCGUGGUGCUGGCGCUGGGCGGCGUCGCGGACGAGCAGGGCACGGCGGCGGACGGCGCGGAGGGGGAGAUUGGGUUCGUGGAGGUUGAUCUAGAGGAGCUGGAGCGGGUGAGGCGCGAGAUGCCGCUUCAGCGGCGGUGUGAGCUGCUCCUCUGA
Cordyceps fumosorosea ARSEF 2679 is the source of this 2724-nucleotide messenger RNA. Its product is annotated as Nitrilase/cyanide hydratase and apolipoprotein N-acyltransferase. Gene Ontology annotation, cellular component: transcription factor TFIID complex. The record is from RefSeq and is a predicted model, not a curated record. Lineage: Eukaryota; Fungi; Ascomycota; Sordariomycetes; Hypocreales; Cordycipitaceae. The transcript is spliced from 4 exons. Gene Ontology annotation, biological process: DNA-templated transcription initiation. The coding region runs from base 1 to 2724 and encodes 907 amino acids.